AUGUCGGAAUCAACAAAUAAAACAGAUUUAAAUUCAAAUAAAAAUAAUAAUCGAAUGAAUAAACCUGAAAUACAACGUUAUUCAGUUGCUAAAGGAAAAUAUUCAUCACGAUUAAAUACUGAUAGACCAACAUCAAGUAAUACAACAAAAAAUUCUAAUACACAAUAUAAUAAUAAUAAAAAUCAAUAUUAUCGUAAUGAUUCAUCUUACUAUGAUAAUGAUCAAUAUGAUUAUCGACCAAAAUCACAACGAAAAACUCCUAAACCGAAAGUAAUUGAACCUGAAGUUAAAAUAAAUGAAGCAUCAUCAACUAUAAAAGAGCCAAGUGAUAGUGAAAUUGAAUCGGAACUUGAUAAACGUGUACAAAGUAUGACAUUUGAAAAUCAAACAUUAUCUGAACUAAAAUCAUCAUCAUCAGAAACAACUCGUAGUGGUGGUUUGAUAUUUCUUAAUAAUAAAGAAUCUCAUGAAGAUACACAUGAAUCAGAUUCUUCACCGAAACAAUUUUUUAAUCAAACACGAAGAAAUCAAUCAAAUAAAAAACCAAUGCUUUCUAAUCAACCUCGAUCAGUUACACAAUCACUUCGUGGUUUAACAAAUGUAACUCGUACAUUAUAUGAUCCGAAUGCACCCACACCAAAAACUCCACCUGCAGCACAUAUUCAACCAAUAACAACGAUCAAAGUUGCACCAAAUCCAUCUCCGCCCCCACCACCACCAUCAUUACCAACAAAUACUCAACAACAAAUGCAAGAAUUCUAUCAAAAGCAAUUUUUAAAUCAAGACCUUUGGAGUCAAACAUAUGGAAAUACACCAAUACAAAAAGAUGUUAAUUUACAAGCUGCACAAUCAAUACAAAUGAGAAAACAAGCGUUUAAUUAUUGGUUAACACAAAUAAAUAAUUUAGAAAAAUCAUUAUCAAUUUAUUUAAAUAAUUCACCACAUAUGGAAGCUAAUUUUCGACGAAUGAUGGAAGCGAAAACAAUACUUCAACAAGCAUACAUUCAUGCAAUGAUGAUCGAUAUUGAAACGUCAUUAUCGAAAAAUCUUGAUGCUCAUUUAUGGAAAUCAUGUUUUCAUAAUGUUAUUGAACGUUUUAGAGAAUAUGAUAAACAAUCAACUGAUAAUGCUAAUGUGAAAAAAUUUAUUGAAACUGUUAUUGAAGAUGGUGAACAAUUUUUCCUUGCUUUUAUCUGUCAACUUGAAUCAGCAUUUCAUAUUGAUACGAAACUCUAUUUUAAUCCAAAUGCAUAUCCACCCGAAGUGAAUACUAUUCUAGCGAAAUAUGCUCUACUAUGUGCUCAACAUUGUUUUCUUAAUCUUGGCGAUUUAGCUCGAUACAAAGAAACCAAUCGUAAUGGUACUGAUUAUUCCCAAGCGAGAAAAUAUUAUCUUCGUGCUCGAUUAUUAUAUCCAAAAAAUGGCAAAUCAUGUAAACAAUUAGGAAUACUAGCUGUGAUGACUCAUCGACGAUUAGAUGCGAUUUAUUAUUAUGUUCGAGCACUUGCAACAACAACAUUAAAUGAUAGUGUAAAACAAAAUCUUGUUUCAUUAUUUGAAGAAGCUCGUCGACGUUUAGAAGCAUUUGAAAAAGAACUAAAAGAACGUGAUAAGAAAAAUGAACGAAAAAUUCGUGCAGGUAAUCAAAAAUUAGAAAUUUGGAAACGAACAGAUGGAACAAUUGUUGGACGAAGUCUUGAUGAUGGACAAUCAAUCGGUGAUCAAAAUGAUUUUGAUGGUUCAGUAUCACAACAAGAGCUUAUUCAUUGGUUUAUACUAAAUUAUAUUACAUUGCACGGUAAACUCUAUACUAAAACAGGAAUGGAAACAUAUACAGAAUUAUGUUCACGUAUGCUUCGUCAAUUUCAAAGUUUACUUCGUCAUGAUCCAUGUGUAUUUGGUAAACAACAAUUAGUACAAAUGAUGGCGAUUAAUAUGUAUCAAAUUGAAGUAGCUAAACAAGUUAAUGCAUCAGUUGAUAUUGUUGUUCGUUCUCAAUAUGAAGAGUCAUCUCUUCAAUUAGCUCUUGAUAUGUUUGGUUUAUUAACUGAACAAACAGCUAGUAUAAUCGAACGUCAUAUAAAAACUCGUUCAGCAUUAACUGAUCCUGAUACACAUCCACCUGUAUUUAAUAGUUGGUUACGAUAUGUAUUUCCAUCAUUGAAAAUUUUUACGGAUUGGAUGACAUGUAAUGUUAAUUCAUUUAUACCAUUACCCGAUCAAUUACCUGCAGAAUAUGGUCCACAUCCAGAUAUAUUAAUGUCACUUGCAAAAGUUGUUAAUCGUAUUCGAACAAUUGAUCGAACACAUAUUCAACUUGCUUCAAAUUUAUCAAAUUCAGUUCCGGUUAUAUUAGAAGAAGAUAUUGAACUUAGUGGAUUUUAUCCAUUACUUACAUUACCAGCUGAUACAUUACAAACAACAAGUGAUACACCACUUGAUGAAGCAAAAGAUUCAAAACGUAUUAUUCGAUUAUGUUUUUUUGCUGAUUAUUUAUGUGGUCUUAAACAACCCGUAUUUAUUUAUAAUGUACAACAAAAAACAUAUCAUCCAGCUUUGAAAUCAUCAAUUCAUUCUGAACGAAGUAAAAGUCCAGUUAAUGAAACUCAAAUUUCAUCAAUUGAUCCUGAACAUAAUACAAACGAACCUGUAUCACCAUUAUCAAGUUCGAAUACAAUCGAUCCAUCAUCACCAGAUUCAAUUAUUGAUGGUAUUGAUAUGAAAGAACUUAAACGUAAAAAACGACAACUUGAACAUCAACUUGCUGAAAAACAAAAACAAGAACAAGUUGUUAAAGAUAUUCUUAAUACAUCACGAUUAAUUGAAAUCGAAGUUGUACCACGUUUUGUUGUACUUGACACAAACUGUUUUGUUAAUUAUCUUCCAAUAAUAUAUAAAUUAAUAAAACAAGGUCGAUUUACAAUAAUAAUUCCAUUAAUUGUGAUUUGUGAACUUGAUAAAUUAUCGAUAACAACAAUUGUUGACGAUGAUUCUUAUGAACAUGCAGAAAUGGUUCGUCGACAAUCUAUACAAGCUGUUAAAAUGAUUGAAGAAUGUUUUGCUAGUAAAGAACGACGUGUACAAGCGAUGACUGGUGAAGGAACUGUUCUAGAUUCUAUACAAUUUCGAAAUGAAGUGAAAAAACAUGAAUCCAAUGAUGAUACAAUUUUAGGGUGUUGUUUGAAAUAUUGUCAUGAUAAUCCACGAGAGUUUUUUCCACAAAAUAAAGAUGGAGCUAUUCGGUUACAUCGUGAAGUUGUACUUAUAACAGAUGAUCGAAAUCUACGUUUGAAAGCUCAAGCUCGAAAUGUACCUGUGAAAGAUUUAACAAAAUUUCUUGAACUUGCACAAGUAGUUUUAUAA
This is a messenger RNA of Adineta steineri, 3363 nucleotides long. The record is from the annotation of a GenBank genome assembly. NCBI's taxonomy places the organism in Eukaryota, Metazoa, Rotifera, Eurotatoria, Adinetida, Adinetidae.